Molecule: messenger RNA, 1869 nt
Organism: Exophiala bonariae
Lineage: Eukaryota; Fungi; Ascomycota; Eurotiomycetes; Chaetothyriales; Herpotrichiellaceae
Exons: 2
Coding region: 1-1869 (622 amino acids)
Molecular function (GO): N,N-dimethylaniline monooxygenase activity; flavin adenine dinucleotide binding; NADP binding
Source: RefSeq, a predicted model, not a curated record
AUGGCAAAAAAGGUUGACAAGAUCCAAUACAUCUCAGAGCCUGAUGGCACAUCCUACCUCUACUACCCAGUUGCUAUCAUUGGCGGGGGAGAGUCUGGCAUCGCCAUGGGCUGUCGAUUACGCUCUGAGCUAGGUUUUGACCAAUUUCGUAUAUUUGAACGCAUGUCCGGUCUGGGAGGCACUUGGUAUGCCAACACUUAUCCUGGCAUUGCUUGUGAUGUACCUGCCAUUCUCUACUCCUACUCAUUCGCACAAAAUCCCUCCUGGACCAGCGUCUUUCCCUCUGGCAAGGAGAUCGUCCGGUAUCUGGCUGAUGUUUGCGAGAAAUACGAGAUCCUUGAUAAAAUCCAGCUCGACACAUCUGUCAAGUCUAUGCGAUGGCUCGAUCAGCAGGAAGAAUGGGAAAUCGUUCUAGAACAUUUGGCUCCUGGAGUCGGAGAUCUUGCAACUCAUCAACGAGUGACAUUGGAGAAAGAGAAAGGCAAAGGUGCUGCAGUUCUGCGCACCGAGAUCAUACGCGCCAAAGUCGUCGCUUCCGCUGUUGGGGGCCUGGUUGAACCCAAGAGACCUAUCGACUUCCCAGGUAUCGAUACCUUUGAAGGGGAAAUCGUUCACACCGGCCGUUGGGACAAAAACGUCGACUUCCGAGGCAAGAAUGUUGUGGUGGUAGGUACAGGCUGCUCCGCAGCUCAAGUAGUUCCACAGCUCGUCAAACCGGAAUAUGGCGCGAAGCACGUCACUCAGCUCAUGCGGUCGCCUCCUUGGGUUGCACCGACUAUUCCUGAUGAACAAGUUCGCUUUCUUUCGCAAACCGUUCCAAAACUCUCCCGGCGCAUUCCCGGUUUCCAGAAUGCUUUCCGGAAAUUGCUUUUCUCCUUUAUCGAAGCCGAGUUUAUCAGUCUGUUCUCGGCUACCGAAGCUGCAAGAAAACAUAGAGAGGCUAAAAAGGACGAACUGCUGGCUCACAUGCGCAAGCACGUACCAAAGGAAUACCAGGAGAUCUUGACGCCGGACUACGAAGUCUUUUGUAAACGACGAGUGAUUGAUGAAGGCUGGUUCAAAUCGCUCCAACACCCUGACAUUGAAAUCACCACCCUACCUCUGACUUCGGUUCAGCCUCAAUCAGUGACACUUGGUCCGGGUCGUUAUUACCCACCAAUGUCUCAGACUGAUUCUAAGGUUCCUACAGAGGAGAAAACCAUCCCUACAGAUGUUAUUGUCAUGGCCAAUGGAUAUGAGACCAACAUUUGGUUACACCCACUUGACGUGACCGGCCGCAACGGCAGAUCCCUUUACAAGACUUGGGAGGAGCGCGGUGGUGCUCAAGCAUACUUAGGUACUGCCAUGGAUGGCUUCCCCAACUUCUUCAUGAUCUUCGGGCCAAACACCGCAACGGGCCACUCAAGUGUAAUCCUCGCUAGCGAGAACAUGGUGAAUUACAGUCUCAACUUCAUCAAACCAGUCCUUCGUGGUGAUGUUACAAAAUACGAGGUUAAGGAGUCUGCAGAGCGAGAAUGGACCAAGGGCAUUCAGGAUGCAUUGAAGAACUCGGUCUUUAUGUCGGGCGGCUGUAACAGUUGGUAUUUCGACAAGAAUGGCUGGAAUUCAACCGUCUACCCACGCACUCAAAUUGACUUCACCCUGAGGUGCAUGUUCCCUCGCUGGAGCCACUGGGAAGCAACGUAUACGCGUAAAGGUCUGGUUAAGCUUACAUUGGCAAGGUUGUUGAAGCUCUUCGCCCUUGUCAGUACUCUGUACGGUGCCUAUUUUGCAUUUAAGAAUGGAAAGGCGCGGACAAAGGACGUGCUCAAGGGUAUACUGUCGCGGGUUAGGGAAGGCGCACUGGCAUUGGCAGCGAGAGUGAGAUGA